CUUUCCCCUUUCUGUCGUUGGCAGCAACAAGAGCAGGACCCCACAAACCUGUACAUCUCCAACCUGCCAGUGUCGAUGGAUGAACAGGAGCUGGAGAACAUGCUGAAGCCCCUGGGUCACGUCAUCUCUACAAGGAUACUUAGAGAUGCCAAUGGGGUCAGCAGAGGAGUCGGCUUCGCCAGGAUGGAGUCAACAGAGAAGUGUGAAGUUGUGAUACAGCAUUUCAAUGGAAAAUACCUGAAAACUCCACCAGGAAUCCCAGCCCCCACGGAGCCUUUGCUGUGCAAAUUUGCAGACGGAGGGCAGAAGAAACGCCAAAGCCAGAGCAAGUAUCCUCAGAAUGGGAGACCGUGGCACAGAGAAGGGGAGACUGGCAUGGCGUUAACGUACGAUCCUGCUGCAAUGCAGAAUGGUUUCUACUCCUCGCCUUACAGCAUCGCCACCAACCGCAUGAUCGCACAGACCUCCAUCACGCCCUUCAUCGCUGCUUCCCCUGUUUCCACAUAUCAGGUCCAGAGUACGUCAUGGAUGCCUCAUCAACAAUAUGUUAUGCAACCGACAGGUGCAGUGAUCACGCCAGCCAUGGACCACACUAUGUCCAUGCAGCCUGCCAGCAUGAUGGGCCCUCUCACCCAGCAGAUGAACCAUCUGUCCCUGGGCACUACAGGAAGUCCCUUGCAGUACAUGACUGCUGCAGCUGCCGCCGCUGCACCUAUGCAAGGGACCUACAUUCCCCAGUACACUCCUGUGCCUCCAACAGCCGUCCCUGUCGAAGGAGUGGUGACAGAUGCCUCACCCCAGACGGUGGCUCCUUCAUCACAGGAGGUGGCUGGCCAGCAGCAACAGAUCCAGGUGGACAGUGCCGAUCACGUUCCUGCUUACUCAUACCAGUCCAAAUAGCAACGGCCUGAGCGAAUGUUCCUGUGACAGCGUUGCCUUGAGACAGAGGGUGGCUGCACUGUGAAUGUGAGGAAAAGAAAGAGAUUACUUCCAGAUUGCCCAGGCACCAAAAAAGAGACACUUUUUUUCAUUUCCUACCUGGCCUACAAGAAAAAAAAAAAAAUCAAGACUGAGGCAAAGAGUGCUGAGGAAAAGGGGGGGAUGUGGGGGAAAUUACUGGGCACAGUGCAAAGAAGUAAAUUGUUUUAGUCUGAGAAUGAAACCCGCCUAAAGGGCUGGGCUGAAGCUUGAAAAGUUUCUCAAAGAAAAUUCUCAACUAAUAAAAAAAAAAAUAGAAAAGGUAAAAAAAUAAAAUAAAAAGAGAAAACUAAAAAAAAUAAAUGGUUGAAUGCGCUGGUAGGUGAUGAAGUUUAUUUUGUAAUUAGAAAGGGGGAGGCAAAGUUUGAGAUACACACAGAGAUUGUCUUCCUCAGAUAUUAAGCUACGGUUUCUUUCCAGUCUUUUUUUUUUUUUAAGUUCUAGUGUUAAAGCUUAGUUUUCUAGAUGUAUUACAAAAAAAAACAAAAAAAAAGUUUUUUUCUUCUUUUUUCUUGAAUCUUCAUGGCCUUAAUUUGAAGGGCGCCAGAAACUUUUUACAGAGUGAAAGUCUGACGUCUAGUUGGGAGGGUUUAAAAACAAAAAGAAAAAAAAAAAAAGCAAACCGUCUCUUGGACCUCUAUGGGGAAGGGGUUCAAAAUGCUGAAUGAGUUGCUCUAAAGAGG
Molecule: messenger RNA, 1661 nt
Organism: Poecilia latipinna (sailfin molly)
Lineage: Eukaryota; Metazoa; Chordata; Actinopteri; Cyprinodontiformes; Poeciliidae
Product: RNA-binding motif, single-stranded-interacting protein 3-like
Exons: 11
Coding region: 76-900 (274 amino acids)
Molecular function (GO): RNA binding
Source: RefSeq, a predicted model, not a curated record